UUUGCCCUCUGCUCCUUCCCUGCUGCUCAGCUUUCGUUCGCCAGCCUCGGUUGGGCUUUUUUGGGGCUGUUUUUGGUCCUCUUCUGCUCUUUGCAUUUCCACCUGAGCAAAGCCACCAUGAGUCGUAUCUCUUUCAGGUCAUCUACUGGAGGGGGCAUGAGGGGGUUUAGUUCAGGCUCUGCUAUCGUAGGAGGUGGCAGUGGGGCCAGAAGCAGCUUUAGCUCCGUCUCUGUCUCCAGAGUUGGAGGAGGAAGAGCUGGAGGUGGAGGAGGCUUCGGCAGCAGAAGUCUCUAUAACAUGGGGGGAAGCAAAAGGGUCUCCUACAGCUCGGUUGGAGGAGGCCUGCGGAGCGGAGCCGGUGGUGGCUACGGCCUUGGUGGAGGAGCAGGCUUGGGGUUUGGCUAUGGUGCUGCAGCUGCACAUGCCUUUGGCGUAGGAGGAGUCGGUAGCAGCUAUGGGCUGGGCAGUGGAUUCGGGCUGGGAGGUGGUGGCUUCGGGGGUCGAGGUGGCCCUGGGUUCCCUGUGUGCCCCCCCGGCGGCAUCCAGGAGGUGACUGUCAACCAGAGCCUGCUGGCACCCCUCAAGCUGGACAUCGACCCCGAGAUCCAGAAGGUUCGGACCCACGAGAGGGAGCAGAUCAAGACCCUCAACAACAAAUUCGCCUCCUUCAUCGACAAGGUGCGCUUCUUGGAGCAGCAGAACAAAGUGCUGGAGACCAAAUGGAGCCUCCUCCAGGAGCAAGGGCACACAAUCACCAGGAAGUCCCUCGAGCCUCUUUUUGAAAGCUACAUCAACAACCUGAGGAGGCAGCUGGACAGCCUGACUGGGGAGAGGGGAAGGUUGGACACUGAGCUGAGGAACAUGCAGGACAUGGUGGAAGACUUUAAGAACAAAUACGAGGAUGAGAUCAACAGGCGCACCGGGGCCGAGAACGAGUUCGUGGUGCUCAAGAAGGAUGUGGAUGGAGCUUACAUGAACAAGGUGGAGCUGCAGGCCAAAGCAGAUGGGCUGGCAGACGAAAUCAACUUCCUGAGAGCUCUCUACGAAGCGGAGCUGUCCCAGAUGCAGCAGCAAGUGUCUGACACCUCCGUGGUGCUGUCCAUGGACAACAACCGCAACCUGGACCUCAACAGCAUCAUCGCGGAGGUGAAGGCGCAGUACGAGGACAUCGCCAACCGCAGCCGGGCGGAGGCUGAGGCCUGGUACCAGAACAAGUACGAGGAGCUGCAGGUCUCCGCCGGGCGCCAUGGGGACGACCUCCGCAACACCAAGAUGGAGAUCUCCGAGAUCAACAGAGUGGUGCAGAGGCUGCGCAACGAGAUCGAGAGCGUCAAGAAGCAGUGUGCCAACCUCCAAGCUGCCAUCGCCGAGGCAGAGGAGCGCGGGGAGAUGGCCCUCAAGGAUGCCAAGUCCAAGCUGGCAGAGCUGGAGGAUGCCCUGCAGAAGGCCAAGGCUGACCUGGCCAGGCAGCUGCGCGAGUACCAGGAGCUGAUGAACGUCAAACUGGCUCUGGACAUCGAGAUUGCAACCUACAGGAAGCUGCUGGAGGGGGAGGAGAGCAGACUCGCCGGAGAAGGAGUCGGAGCCGUCAGCGUCUCAGUGGUCAGCAGCUCCAGCGGGCUGAGCUACGGCGGCGGCGGCGGCAUGGGCACGGGCAUGGGCAUGAGCAUGGGCGGGGGGCUCGGCAUGGGCGGCGGCGGCGGCGGCUACAGCCUGAGCAGCGGCGGCGGCUUCGGGGGGAGCUCCGCGUUCGGCGGGGGGCUCAGCUACGGAGGAGGCAGCAGCACCUUCAGCUCCGGCAGCAGCCGAGGGGUCAGCUCCAGCACGGGAGGCAGCGUCAGGAUCGUUUCCAAGACCACCACCAGCAAAAAGACCAUCAGAUAAGGGGGGGGUGGCUGCGGGGGUCCUCCCCAGCGCCUGCUCCCUGCCUCGCCGAGGCGAGCGCUGCCCUGCGCUGUAAAUAGCUGCGCUUGAGCUUCUCCUGCCGCCGCCCUGCAGCCGCCCCGGCCCGGGGCAGCGAGGGCGGACAGGACCCCACUGCCACCAUCGGAGCACCAGAGGUUGUGACCGGCCACGGACAGGGCUCUGGAGGGCUGGCAUGGACCCCCUCACCCCCUCCCCACCCCGGGGUGGCUCUCUUUGAGCACAGUCCUUGCUCUUGGGCGUUCUUUCCCCUUCUCUGCUGUCCCCUGGGCUCAGGCACUGAAAGAGAAGUGGGAGCCCUUCAGCGGGGUGGGGGCAGUCACUUUGGUCUCCCCAGUUUGCUCUCAAACGUGGGGGACAACCUGGUGAGACCAAUCCUGGGUCCUCAGCACUGCAAACAUCUCCCAGGUGCCCCCAGAGCCUCUGCCCGGCGCCGUCACAACCUCCCAAACGGUUUGGAUUGCAACCAAAGAGUUUCUUCUCCCCAGCCCCUUCUGUCCCCUCAGGCACCUGUGGGAGAGGUUUUUGCUUCCUUGUUUCUAGCUCCUUGUCCUCACGGCUGCAGCCUCCUCACUUCCAGGCCCUCUCUGGUCCAAUAAAGAGCAUUUCUCAUUUUUAA
Pogoniulus pusillus (Red-fronted tinkerbird) is the source of this 2542-nucleotide messenger RNA. Its product is annotated as keratin, type II cytoskeletal 5-like. Gene Ontology annotation, biological process: keratinization; intermediate filament organization. NCBI's taxonomy places the organism in Eukaryota, Metazoa, Chordata, Aves, Piciformes, Lybiidae. The transcript is spliced from 9 exons. The record is from RefSeq and is a predicted model, not a curated record. Gene Ontology annotation, cellular component: keratin filament. Bases 118 to 1884 code for a protein of 588 amino acids. Gene Ontology annotation, molecular function: structural constituent of skin epidermis.